AUGCCCAGGCAACCCUCUGUCUUCUUCAUGCUCAUCUACGUCCUGCUGUCCUUGACAAUCAUUGUGCAGAGCACCUUCAUUGUUUCAGUGAUGGGCAGGGAACAGGUGCAGGUCAAAAGGCUGUCACCCUUGAACAUGAUCUUCAUCAGUCUGAGCAUCCCUAAACUCUGUGUACAGCUCACAUCAAUAUUUUACAACUUCUACUCCUCCUUUGAUUGUGAUUACAUAUGCUUGAGUGGAGAAACCUUGUGGCAUGUUGCUAAUACUACCAUCCUUUGGUUCAGCAGCUUGCUUGCCAUCUUCUACUGUGUCAAGGUCUCUUCCUUCACCCAUCCCAUCUUCCUCCGGCUGAAGUGGAGGCUUUCAAGACUGGUUCCUUGGCUGCUGCUGGGAACUCUGCUGAUUUCUUGUGUAGCAAAUGUUCCUUUCGCUAUUAGGAAUUUGGAGCAGAUUCAGCCUAAUAUGGGAAGUUCCCCCAGAAGCAACACUCUUCCUGAGGGACAUGGCAUGUUCCAGCAUUACAUUGGGAUUCCUCAUCAGAUCAUUACCUUGGCUAUUCCUUUCCUCCUGUUCCUGGCCUCCACUACCAUGCUUAUCGCCUCAUUGUCGCAACACUGGGAGCAAAUGCAGCACCACAACCUGGUCACUGCAGCUUCAGCAGGGAAGUUCAACGCCACAACCCUCAAGUCUCUUGCCAUUUCCUUCAUCAUCUUCACCUCUUACUUUCUGAUACUACUCAUUUUCUUUACAGGUGUCCUCUUUGAGAAGAGCUCCUGGUUCUGA
Molecule: messenger RNA, 783 nt
Organism: Elephantulus edwardii (Cape elephant shrew)
Lineage: Eukaryota; Metazoa; Chordata; Mammalia; Macroscelidea; Macroscelididae
Product: taste receptor type 2 member 16-like
Exons: 1
Coding region: 1-783 (260 amino acids)
Biological process (GO): G protein-coupled receptor signaling pathway; sensory perception of taste; detection of chemical stimulus involved in sensory perception of bitter taste
Cellular component (GO): membrane
Molecular function (GO): G protein-coupled receptor activity; bitter taste receptor activity
Source: RefSeq, a predicted model, not a curated record